Molecule: messenger RNA, 2870 nt
Organism: Nycticebus coucang (slow loris)
Lineage: Eukaryota; Metazoa; Chordata; Mammalia; Primates; Lorisidae
Gene: ERGIC1
Product: endoplasmic reticulum-golgi intermediate compartment 1
Exons: 10
Coding region: 182-1054 (290 amino acids)
Biological process (GO): endoplasmic reticulum to Golgi vesicle-mediated transport; retrograde vesicle-mediated transport, Golgi to endoplasmic reticulum
Cellular component (GO): endoplasmic reticulum membrane; COPII-coated ER to Golgi transport vesicle; endoplasmic reticulum
Source: RefSeq, a predicted model, not a curated record
CGCCCAAUGGGCUGCGCGGAGCGUCACUUCCCGGCGGCGGGCCGCGAGUGGCGAGUGGCGAGAGCCUGGACGGCCGGCGGGGGCGGGGCGGCCGGAGGAGGCGUUGGCAGCCGGCUGGGACCCACGCGGCGCCGCAGCCCGCCUGGCCUGCAGCGCUCCCACCCCCGGCGGCGGCGGCACGAUGCCCUUUGAUUUCAGGAGGUUUGACAUCUACAGGAAGGUGCCCAAGGACCUUACGCAGCCAACGUACACCGGGGCUAUUAUCUCUGUCUGCUGCUGCCUCUUCAUCCUCUUCCUCUUCCUCUCGGAGCUCACCGGAUUCAUAACGACUGAAGUUGUGAAUGAGCUCUACGUUGAUGACCCAGACAAGGACAGCGGGGGCAAGAUUGACGUCAGUCUGAACAUCAGUCUACCCAAUCUGCACUGUGAACUGGUUGGGCUGGACAUUCAGGAUGAGAUGGGCAGGCACGAGGUGGGCCACAUUGACAACUCGAUGAAGAUCCCGCUGAACAAUGGGGCAGGCUGCCGCUUCGAAGGACAGUUCAGCAUCAACAAGGUCCCUGGCAACUUCCACGUGUCCACACACAGCGCCACAGCCCAGCCACAGAACCCAGACAUGACGCAUGUCAUCCAUAAGCUCUCAUUUGGAGACACACUACAGGUGCAGAAUGUCCACGGAGCUUUCAACGCUCUUGGUGGAGCAGACAGACUCACCUCCAACCCCCUGGCCUCACACGACUACAUCCUGAAGAUCGUGCCCACGGUUUACGAAGACAAGAGUGGCAAGCAGCAGUACUCCUACCAGUACACGGUGGCCAACAAGGAGUAUGUUGCCUACAGCCACACGGGCCGGAUCAUCCCAGCCAUCUGGUUCCGCUAUGACCUCAGCCCCAUCACGGUCAAGUACACAGAGAGACAGCAGCCACUGUACAGGUUCAUCACCACGAUCUGUGCCAUCAUUGGUGGGACCUUCACUGUUGCCGGCAUUCUGGACUCCUGCAUCUUCACAGCCUCAGAGGCCUGGAAGAAGAUCCAGUUGGGCAAGAUGCACUGACAUCGCACGUAAUGGCCAAGGUCACAGGGAGGCCGCCGGCCCCGCCUCCAGCACCCUGCUUCCUUUUGCCCUCAGUUUGGCCCAGAAUCUGGCUGUGUCCCAAAGAGUGUUUGGGAGGUGGGGGGAAGGUAGAGGGUGGCUCAAGGUUUUGCAGCUACCUCUUUUCCCUGGGUUUCAUUUUAGACAAAUUAUACUGCCUGAAGUUGUGGUUCCCAUUCCCCCAGUGCCCUAAGACUAGAGUCCGCCAAGAAGAGGGACUCCAGAGAUACUAGGGAUCCCUCCUGGAGGGCUAUAGUUUCUUCUCUCUUAAGUGAACAGCCCAGAAUCCAUAUCAACCAGCUUUUAGCCAGGCUUUGACAAUCUUGCUGUCCCCACCAUUAGGACACAUUAAUAAUUUGGUUUCUUACCUGGGCAGCCUACCUACCCUAGAAGCGCCAGACCUGGACUUUAAAACAAGGCUGCCUGAAGGUACUCCCAGCUGGUGCCUUCCAUGAAGGAUGGUACUAUCCAGGCAAGCCCCUAAGAUUUCACACUAUAGAAUGGAAACUCUAAUCCUGCCCCUUCCCUUCCUACCCAUCUAAGAGCCCAGGCCUCAAGUCCCUUGCCCCCACCCCUCGUUCUUUCAAGAAACAGAUGUCCAGUUGUGUAGCAGCAGUGGUAGAGACUUUAAAACCUGCAAGGCAGGGUCACAGUUUCCCCCUUUUCUCUUCUCUGUGUUCCUCUGAACCCCCCACCAAUGUGCCUCAGCCGCUGUGCUGUGUGGCAACAGCAUGUCUUGGUGGAGGGGCUGGUUCCCACUGCCAAGACCCCCCAUCUCUGUUGGGAUCUACAGGUAGGGGGUGAGGGUUGCGUGACUGGGAGGUCAUCCUAGAUAGAUACAGCUUGUGCACUUAUGUCCAGAUGGAAAGCAUCCUUCCUUGCAUCCCUAAAAUAAUCAUGCAGCCUCUCCCAGGUAGUUGCCGUUGACCCCAUGGCCUUAGGUAGGGGAAGCAAAGCAGGCCAACCCUUCUUCUGUCUUUGGACCUCUAUCUUCUGGGUUCCCCAGGGUGCACAGCACUUGGACCCCUCUGCAGCCCAGUUGUGGCCCACUUCUCACCGAGCUCUCCCAUUGGCUAGUUAUAUACUGCCGCUGGCGAAGCUCCAAUGUCUUCCCACCUGCCUCUGACAAGGUCCCUACCCUGCUGCUCCCCUUCAACCUUCCCCUUUUGUCCUGAAAGGGAGGGGCAAUGGUCCAGGCAUGAAUUCCACCAAGGGAAUUUUAGCUAUGCCCUCUUGUCCCAGAGAGAGAGCCACCCAUCUGUUUUCCAUUUAUAUCAAGAUUGUUUGCAUACUUUUGUAAUGAAGGGGUGUGUCCAGUGGAAGGAUUUUUUAAGUUAUCUAUAUGGAUAGCUCAAGUCUCUCCCAUUUGUAAUUUUGGUUCUAGAUUCCAAUUAGAAAAGCUCCUUUUGCAUAUGAGUUGACUGAUGUGACUGUAAAUGCAUUUGGUUAUUUCUGGUAUCUGUGGCCACUUGGAUAUUUUUUUUUUUACAUUCUGUUCCCCAGUUACACAAAGGCAUCCCUUUGGCUUGUGAAUACGUGUGCCUGUAGAGGGUGGGGCAGGGUGGGGUGGGGCGGGAAAUGUGUGGCAUGCACAUGAGUCGAAAUUCUACUUUUAUGCAUUUUUUUAAAAAAAUUCUGAGAACACAGGGGAUGUCAGUUUCCUAUGGAAGAGACACCUCUGACCUGUUAUUCUUAUAAGCAAAAUCUCAAGGGAAAAAAAUGUUUUAGUUCUUUCCCCAUUUAGUAGGUUCAAAUAGAUUAAAGGCUGAUUUUCAGA